AUCCAAUCGGAGACGCGGUGGGGGGGAUAUCCUGCUGUCGGACACCCCCUCCGCCAGAGGUGCCCCUUCAAAAUAACCUGGCGAGGCCGGGGCCGGCGUGUGUGUGAGCGGGACAGGGCAGGGGGCGGCUUGUACCGCCGGGGCUGCACAGCAAUAAGGGGGGUCCCGGUGGGCGCCGCGGGAUGUUCCCAGCAGCCCUGCAGGGAUAGCGGGAGCGCAGCAGCCCCCUCAGGCAGCCGGAGAGAAGCCGCCGCUGCCCCUUCUCGUGGGGAGGGGCUGUCGCCUGUCCCCUCGCCCCGGCUGCCUGCGGCUGCGGGAGCCCGCGGGGAUGACGCUGAGUGAGAAGCUGGAGACGCAGGGAGUUGCGGGCGCUCCCGACGCGUCUGCUACCCUCUUGCCCUGGCCGGCGCUGCGGGAGCCGCAGGGCGCCCAGGCGGCGGCCGGGGAGCCGAGGCAAGAGAACCGAGAGGGGUGUCCAGGCGGCCAGUCCGCUCUGCUGAUGGCGGGUGCCCCGGAGGAGCAGCACGGGGCCGAGCCCCCCGAGGGCGGCUGGGGCUGGGUGGUGAUGCUGGCCGCCAUGUGGUGCAACGGUGCGGUGUUCGGCAUCCAGAACUCGUGCGGCGUCCUCUUCGUCUCCAUGCUGAGCGAGUUCGGCUCGCAGGACGACAAGCAGAUGGUGUUCAAGACAGCCUGGGUGAGUUCCCUGUCCAUGGGAAUGAUUUUCUUCUGCUCUCCUGUCGUCAGUGUAUUCACAGACAUAUUUGGUUGUCGAAUAAUAGCCAUUGUUGGAGCUGCAGUGGGGUUUGUUGGACUUCUUUUAAGUUCUUUUGUAAGCACCAUUGAACCUCUGUAUUUCACCUAUGGAAUCUUAUUUGCCUGUGGUUGUUCAUUUGCAUACCAGCCAUCCUUGGUCAUUCUGGGGCAAUAUUUCAGGAAGCGUCUUGGACUAGUGAAUGGCAUCGUCACUGCCGGAAGCAGCUUGUUCACUGUGUCACUGCCUUUCCUUUUAAGAGUGUUGAUUGAUUCAGUUGGCCUGUACAACACUUUAAGGGUCCUGUGCAUCCUUAUGUUUGUUCUUUUCCUGGCCGGCUUCACUUACAAACCCCUCAUUUCCAGUGCAAGUGACAAAGAGGGUGGAAAGAAGGGCAUGUUGAGAUUUCCUCCUGUAAAGAAGAUUUUCAGUUUCUCCGUUUUCAAGGUUAUGGGUUAUCGAAUCUGGGCUUUUGGAAUCCCUGCUGCACUUUUUGGAUACUUUGUGCCUUAUGUUCACUUGAUGAAACAUGUAAAAGAGAGGCUUGGUGAAAAUGUACAAGAAGAGGUGCUUCUGCUGUGUCUUGGUAUCACUUCAGGAGUUGGCCGAUUGAUCUUCGGCAGAGUUGCAGAUUAUAUUCCUGGUGCAAAAAAAGUUUAUUUACAGGUGAUAUCAUUCUUCUUAAUUGGCCUGAUGUCCAUGAUGAUUCCACUGUGCAAUUCCUUGGGAAGUCUCAUUGCUGUCUGCCUCUUCAUGGGUCUGUUUGAUGGCUGCUUCAUUUGUAUCAUGGCUCCUAUUGCCUUUGAGCUAGUUGGUGCACAGGAUGUCUCCCAGGCCAUAGGAUUCCUGUUAGGACUCAUGUCAGUACCUAUGAUAGUUGGUCCACCCAUUGCAGGUAUACUGCGUGACUACCUAGGUACUUAUGAUGUAGCAUUUUACCUGGCUGGAGUUCCCCCCAUGAUUGGAGGAAUUAUAUUAUCUUUCAUCCCAUGGGUUCACGAAAAGAAGAAGCCAAAAGAGAAAGAAAAAGCUGUUGAUGAAGAAACAACUAAGAAAAUGUUGGAAAAUGAAAGCACUUCAGCCUCAGGCACAGCAGAAAAGCCCAGAUUUGACUCUUCAAAAAACAACAACAAAGACAUCUUUAAGGGAUACAUUUUAAGUGUGCAAUAAGAUAAUUGUUCAUACCAAUAAAUGGAAAUAUAUUAUACAUAAGAGCUAUUAAAGCAACAUUAAACAAAUUGGGAAGAGAUUUUGCACUAA
Messenger RNA from Mauremys mutica (yellowpond turtle), 2011 nucleotides. It is a transcript of the gene SLC16A10, whose product is annotated as solute carrier family 16 member 10. The transcript has 7 exons. Gene Ontology annotation, molecular function: monocarboxylic acid transmembrane transporter activity. Gene Ontology annotation, biological process: transmembrane transport. The record is from RefSeq and is a predicted model, not a curated record. NCBI's taxonomy places the organism in Eukaryota, Metazoa, Chordata, Testudines, Geoemydidae. The coding region runs from base 329 to 1921 and encodes 530 amino acids.